Messenger RNA from Ruditapes philippinarum (Manila clam), 6032 nucleotides. RefSeq names its product non-lysosomal glucosylceramidase-like. Gene Ontology annotation, molecular function: glucosylceramidase activity; beta-glucosidase activity. Gene Ontology annotation, cellular component: membrane. The record is from RefSeq and is a predicted model, not a curated record. Gene Ontology annotation, biological process: carbohydrate metabolic process; glucosylceramide catabolic process. The transcript is spliced from 18 exons. NCBI's taxonomy places the organism in Eukaryota, Metazoa, Mollusca, Bivalvia, Venerida, Veneridae. The coding region runs from base 119 to 2638 and encodes 839 amino acids.
AAAAAAAAACACGCUGUCACCGUCAAGCGUCUGCAACAGAAGAAUUUUUUAGGGUUUGGUGUUUUAUGUUGCUAAACUAUUUGUAUGAACGAUACUAGUUAUUAAAUUUUAAUGUUAAAUGUCUACAAUGGCAAACAGAAAUCCAGAGGAUAGUUUUACUACGCCGAAAGCAAAAAUACCAGGACUUCCCGAUUAUGGAUGGCGUGUCAAUCUCGAUCACCAGUUUACAGAAAAAUGCAAGCCUUUUCAGUCGCCGAGAUUAAGUCAAAUUCCGUCUUUAGUCGGCCUAGGGUUAAGGUACACUCAUCAUACAUUAAAAUGUUACAUGAAAGGGCGUCGUCCUCACAUGGACUUUGUGAAUCCUGUAUUGCAUAAACCAAUAUAUGGAUCACCUCUUGGUGGAAUAGGAUCUGGAACAAUUGGACGUGGAUAUCGUGGGGAAUUUUGUAGGUUUCAUAUGGUACCAGGAAUAUAUGAUUAUCAUACAGUCCAAGCUGAUGCUUUUAUUUUGUGUAUACGUAAAAAUGGAGAGACUGUUUACCAGAAGGUAUUGACUGGUCACAGAGUUAGUAAAUCAUUGAAGUCUUGGCAGUGGGAAUUUCCUCAAGGUCUAGGUCGAGCCACCUACCAGACACUGUACCCUCGUGCAUGGACUGUGUAUAAUAUUCCAGAAUUUAAACUUAGAUUGAUCUGCAGACAGAUUUCACCAAUAAUCCCUCAUGAUUACAAGGACUCCUCUUUUCCUAUGACUGCAUUUAUAUGGGAGGUAGAGAAUCAGGGGACAGAAAGUUUAGAUGUUAGCAUCACAUUCUCAUUUAAGAAUGGAACAGGUGGAAAAAGGGAUCAUGCAGGUGGAUGUUGGACAGAAUCAUUUGAGAACAAAGAAGAUGAAAGCACUACCUCAGGUGUAAUGAUCCAUCAAACUAUGUAUGAUAUGUCAUGUACAUAUGCUAUAGCUGCAGUCAAAAAGGAUGGUGUAGACGUGAGUCAUUGUCUGAACUUUGACCCCCAUGGUGCAGGCACUGAAGUAUGGAAUGAACUAAACUCUCAUGGAAAACUGGAUUCCAAAGAAGGAACAAGUGAGAAGACAAGGAAAGGUAAAGAGAUUGGAGCAGCAGUAUCAUCAAUGUGUACAGUAGCUGGGGGUUCAACAAACACUCUUGAAUUUAGUCUCGUCUGGGACAUGCCAGUUGUUAUAUUCAGGUCAAAGGAAGUGCAAUAUACAAGGCGUUAUGCACGUUGGUUUGGGAAGUCAAGAGACAAGACUCCACAAAUGUCAAGCUACUGUCUACAAAAUUACAAAAUGUGGGAGGAGAAGAUUGAAGCCUGGCAAAAUCCCAUAUUAAAUUGCAGUGAAAUACCCAACUGGUACAAGUCAUUUUUAUUCAAUGAGUUAUAUUAUGUGGCUGAUGGUGGCACUGUUUGGCUUGAUGCAAUGUUCGAUGAUGGUGAGGGGGAAGUAGAAGACAAGUCUGAAGUACAUUCCAUUGUGCAGGAGUUUGGAAAAUUUGCCUAUCUUGAAGGUCAUGAAUACCGCAUGUAUAACACCUAUGAUGUUCAUUUCUAUGCAUCAUUUGCUCUGAUCAUGUUAUGGCCCAAGCUGCAACUCUCACUACAAUAUGAUCUAGGUAAAGCUGUAAUAUCAGAAGACCAGGAACGGAUGAAGUUCUGUAUGGGUGGUUCAGUGGGCGACCGCAAAGUUUUAAACACAGUACCUCAUGAUAUGGGAGAUCCAGAGGAUGAACCAUGGGUUAGAGUGAAUUCCUACAACAUACAUCCAACAGUAGACUGGAAGGAUUUGAAUCUCAAGUUUGUUCUUCAAGUGUACAGAGAUUACUUCGCCACGGAUGAUAAAGCCUACCUUGAGUACAUGUAUCCAAUUAUGAAGGUUUUGAUGGAGAGAUCAUUACAAUGGGAUAAAGACAACGAUGGUCUUAUAGAAAAUGGUGGAUUUGCUGACCAAACUUUUGAUGCCUGGGUUGUUCAUGGAGCCAGUGCAUAUUGUGGGGGUUUAUGGCUUUGUGCUUUAAGAAUGUUUGUGGAAUCAGCAAAAAUUCUAAAUGAGAAAGAAGACCUGGAAAAGUACACAACUAUUCUAAAUAAAGCCAAAGAAUCAUAUGAAAUAAAACUGUGGAAUGGUCAUUACUACAACUAUGACUGUAGUACAUGUGGUAACCAUGACAGCAUUAUGGCUGACCAGCUAGCUGGUAACUGGUACAUGAAGGCAUCCGGCAUCAUUGAUAAUACGGUAUUCCCAGAGGAUCAUGUAAAGACAGCAUUGAAAACUGUUUUCAAGAGCAAUGUGAUGGGCUUUGCGGAUGGAAACAUGGGAGCUAUCAAUGGAACACGACCAGAUGGUCAGAAGGAUAUAACUAGCUGUCAGUCAGAGGAAUUCUGGACAGGCGUUACAUCAGGUCUGGCUGCACAAAUGGUUCAAGAGGGCAUGUUAGACGAGGCAUUUAAGACGGCAUGGGGAAAUUAUAAUGUCUGCUGGGAAUGGCUUGGAUUCAUGUUUCAGUCCCCUGAAGCAUACAUGACAAGUAAACAUUUCCGUUCAUUGGGCUACAUGCGGGCAUUGGCUGUGUGGUCGAUACAGUGGGCCUUGGAAAAAUAUCAUCCUCAUCUGUUUAAAAGUUGAUGAUCUGUGAUCUUUAGAUAGAUAGAUAGUUAACAACAAAUAGGUAGAAAAUAUUUGGUAUAGAACAUUAACUUUGGAUUUAUAGGAAAAUCAUUCAUCAGGGAUUAACCAAAGAUGUAUUUCGUCUUUUUAAGUUUUUCAAGAGUUGAAUGAAUUUUAUUUCUUAAAAUUAUGUUAUCCUUUCAUCCUUGAAAUCCAACAAUUGAAAGCUUUAGACUUUGGUAACUUGAAGUCCAAAUUUCUUUGAUCUUUUGAUUUUAUAAUGAUAAUAUAUGUCUUUCUGUAUGUUGUGAAUUAAUUGUUUCACAAAUGUAAGACACAGUGUGAUCAUUUUUAUUUUUUUUACUCUUCUUUCUGGCUGUUGGUUUAAAUGGACAUUUUAAUUUUUCUAUAUAAGGUAACUAUAUAGCUAGUUAAUGGAAGAUCUAUUGCAAAGCCCAACUUUGCCUAAAAUAAUGCUCAUGUUGGGGCAUAUAUUAUCAGCAUCUAUUUUUAUAAAUCUGGUAAAUCCCCAUAUUAUUGUAACAUAGUCACCUAAACUUACUUAAAUCCCACCUAAAUUAUGUAACAUUUUUAUGGAUGAUAUGGGUUAAGUCAAGUUACAAACUUAAGAUAUAAAUUGUACUGUACUUCUAGCUUGAAAGUUAAAGGCACUUUAUGCCUCAUAAACAAAUAAAUUUUAAUUUUUUAGAAGAGACAAACUUGAAAUUUAUAAUAUUGAAAUACAGGUAACUGUUUUAGAGCAUGUUAGAUGUUUGUUACCUGAAAAAAGUAUCUAGUGAUGAAUAUGAAAUAAUUUGUGAUGAAAGUAGCUAAAUGUAAAUAAAGUGGUAUUUUGACUUCCAAAGGUUUUGAGUUAUAAAAAUAAAAACAUACCUGACACAUAAUAGGUCUUAAAUAAUAUGAACAUUUGUUAUUGCUAUCCUGUAUGUUUAGAUAUUUUAGCAUGACUAUUUUAAAAGUUGUAUAAUUUUGCUGUACAUCUCUGUGUUGGUGUAUGAGUAAAACAUAUCAUAAAAGUUUUACACACAUCUUCAUUUCUCAUUAACCACUGAAGGUACUCGUUUGAAAUAUUACACAUCUUCAGGGUCACGAUUGUGGGUCACUGUUUAAGACCCACAACUCUAAACAUGGAACUUUACAGACUUAUACCUUUCUGAACUGAGAGGGUCUUAACCUCUUACCAUGCUAAAUAUCUUAAAAUGACCUAGCCCUUCUUUUAUUCUGGACAAAACUGUUAAUUAUUUUUUUAAUCUGGAGAAAAUUUUGAAAUAUAUACUGGCUGUAUAAAGAACAGUCAAGACCAUGAUCAUACGGCACAGAGGUGCUGGCUAAUCUUGGUAUAUACUUGUCAUAUGGGUAGAUACAGUCGCUGCCAGCAUAUUUGCAGGAGGCAAGUUAAUUUCAAGUUGCAGUAAUUAAAUUAAUCAUGAUCUCAAUUUUUUUUUUUUAGGAUUAAUAAUUUAUAUUGUCCAAUGAAAUAAUAGAGUUUAUAGAAAUGAACCAUCGGCCAAUUACAUAGUUUUUUUUUAUGAAAAACAUGUGAAAAUUGUGUCAGUUAUUUUUAUCUAAGAUGCUUCUUUAAUGUAAAGAAUCGUCUGUUUUUAAUUGAUAGUUCAGUAAUAUAACUUAACUACGGAAGUUUAGUGGUUGUGCUAUAUUCAAUCAAAAUUAUAAUAUACCUAGCAUUAUAUAUAUAUUUAUCUAUGCAGUCUAUAAUGAUCUUUAACUAUCACUCAAAAUGUCAAUAUUGCUAAGAAACAGCAUUUAUUAGUAAAGCUCAUUAUUCAAUGCUUUGUCAGAAACACAUCAUGUACAUGUAUAUAAAGUGUUUUGUUAAUCUCUUACUAUUGAUAGUCAAUUACUAUGAAUUAUCUUUCAUUUUCAACUACAGUAGUCCUGCCUUUUUAUACCUUUAUCAAUUAUUAAUGAUAAGCUAUAGUAUUCACAACUACCUUUUUAAAUCUUGAUAUGCAUAUUAUAAAUAUUUAGGUCAUAGAAUAUUAGACAAAGUUCUAACACAAGCUCUUCUUUAAAGUUUUGAAAUUUUGAAAAAUUUAUGAUGUCUAGAACUGAUUCAAAUGUUGUAUAUUUGGGUUUUUUUUGUCCCCUUUUUUCUUGCACAUACAUGUAUACUUAUUACAUUUCUAGCUUGUUAUAUUUUCAUAUGAUCAAACUCAGUUUGACAACAUUUUAGCACAGGUAUAGUUAAACAUUAGGCAUUUUUUUAAAAUUCUAAUACCUCUUUUGCUAAAUUCUGUAUAGCAUUCUAUUUUUGAUAUUUUGUUCACUUCUAAGGCAAUUUUCUUUAAUCUUAUACUUCUUUUGAUAUGUUCUAGCAUUCUGUAAAUUUCUUCAUUUCUUUUUUAAUGUCAAUCAUGUAUAUGUAACCUGUUUUCUCUUCUGACAAUGCUUUUAACUUUUUUUAUUGUAAAUUUGUAAUUUUGAGAGGUGAUCAUUGAGAGAAUAGAGUGAAUGUUUCACUGGUAUUCUUAAUAUAUCUGCAAUAUUAUGUUAUAUGUAUAGUUUAAUUUCUUAUUAUACAUAUGUAUAUGUUUAUUACUUAAUAUAUGUGAUUAUACAGGUGUAUAUGAUAUGUCAUUUUUUGAUGGGAGGGCUUUUGUCUGGGAGGGCUUUUGUUCGUUUCCCAUAUAUAAUGUUAAUAAAAUAAAUUAGUAAUGUGUAUUCUUAUUAUAUUUUUGAGACUUUUGAAAUGUCUUUAAGAAUAUACUUUUUUUGACACAUUACAUUUUUAAAUUUUUUGAUUGUAUAUUAAAAGAUAAAGGUAAGGAAACAUGAUCAGGUUUGGUUAAGAUUUUCUGUGUUGAAUUCUUGAAAGUAAAAAAAAAAAAAUUACAUGUAUUUCCUUUUUGUGUUUGAUAAUUUUAACACUGAUUUAGCAAAGAAAUUGUUCAGCUAUGCUUUGUGUGUGUUAUGUUUUUACUGUAAGAAAAGAAUAUUGAAAACUUUAUCACAAUGAAAAAAUCAGUUGCAUCAAACAAACUUUGCUUAACAUUAUUUAAUUCUUACCAUUGGAUUAUAAUUUUGCAUUUCUAUUUGUUUUGUUUCUUUCUAAUUGUUAAACUUUGGCAUACAUGUAUUUGUUGAUUUAAUGCUUUGAUUAACUAUUUAAAACAAACUUGGUAAAAUAUUAUUACAUGACUUUCUGAGUUAUACUAUUUUGGCGGAUGUUGACCAAAAAAAAACCCAAUUCAUUAAUUUAUCAAACUAUAAUGCACACCAGAAUUAAGUGUACUUUUAUAUUCUAUAUGCAGUGUACUUUUGAUAAGCCAAUCACCCGGAAAUUGUUCAAUUAUUAUCGUGAAGAAAGGACUUAGUUUAUUAUUUUCUUUAUUUUUGUAAAAAAAAAAUAAAGCUGAAAUUUGAAAAAAAA